Aspergillus calidoustus is the source of this 1182-nucleotide messenger RNA. The record is from the annotation of a GenBank genome assembly. NCBI's taxonomy places the organism in Eukaryota, Fungi, Ascomycota, Eurotiomycetes, Eurotiales, Aspergillaceae.
AUGGCGCCUUGGGCUGCGUUCCUGAUUAUAGGCUACCACCGCAUGUCUCUGGCCUGGCCCACUGACAGGGAUUUGCCACCAGCUCGCUCUCGCACAGCGGGAGGCCAUGCAGCGAAAACAGCGUGGAAAGCACGAGACGUUCCGCUGACAGUAAUUAUAGCGGCGCUGCAGAAGGACAAUCUGACCACCUUGGGAUUGGACUCUGGGCUCCGCCCUGGCGACGAGCAGAUUGUCUAUGUAGCCGACGAUCCGAACGCAACACACAGCGUCCCAAUGAAUAAAGGAAACGAAGCCAUGGUGUAUCUAUCUUUUCUCAUCGACCGAUACUACUCCUUGCCGGAGGUGAUGGCGUUCAUGCAUGCCGGCCGAACGUCUUACCACAACAACCAGCUUCUCCAUCUCAGUUCCUCCCGGCUCGUUAACAACCUACGUACUCAGUAUGUUCGCGCGAGAGGCUUUGUUAAUCUGGGCUGUGACUGGUCCAGCUACUGCAUCAGGCCUCCCACGGCAUCAGCAUCACCUUUAGUAUCGGCCGACAACGAAAAAGCGGUGGCUGGGAGCUUAUAUCCAAUUUCUGUCCUCACAAGGCAUCCACCAGCCGAUCCGCGCGCGGAGUACUCCACAUUCGCCAUGGUCUGGGCCUCCCUCUUCCCAGGGCAGCCAGUCCCUCCGGUGCUAGGAACUGUACCUGGCGGCCAGUUCGCCCUAUCAAGAGAAGCAGCGCAGCGGGUGCCACUGCGCGAGCUCAAGCGCCUCCGCCAGUGGAUCAUCGAGACCGACUAUCUUACCUCCAAGGAUAUCGGCGCGGUGUUCGAGAUGCUCUGGCAUGUGCUGUUCCUGGGGUGGCGCAAUGCGCUGCUCUGCCCUGCGCAGCACGAUUGCUACUGCGAGCUAUACGGAAUCUGCCUACAUUUGAUCAGUGAUGGUCCGGGACGGCUCUGUGAUAGUGCGAUAGCUGAAGGACGCCGGAGGGAGAAUCUUUUGAAUCGGAUUCAGACUUUGCAGAUUAUUGCCGCGAGACCGCCGUCAGAGCUCCAGGAUACAAUGUUAAGUGAGUAUUCAAAUGGUCGUCUACAGCAUGGGCUUAAGGGGUUUCCCGAAUACCUCGUUGAGUUGCAACGAAAUAUCUCCGCUAUUGAAUCACUUAUUGAUGACAUCGCGGAGAGGGCCACUAUUUCAUGA